AUGAGUAUGACAACAACAAUAACAACAACAGUAACGUCUAAUACAAGCACACAUGUAAUACAUUCUCCAGAACAAUUAGCUGCAAUUUUUAAGGAUCCAAUUGUAGUCAUUCGAUUCUAUCAGUUUGGUUAUUUGUUUACAUUUUUACUUGGUUUUCCUGGUAAUAUAGCUAGUUUAUUUACAUUUUCACAACCAACCUUACGAAAAAUAUCAACUGGAUGUCUAUUUCUUCUCUUGGCUAUUUCGGAUACAGUAUACUUACUUAUGUAUGUCCUUGAUUGUUUGGAAUUCGGUGUGCAGAUUCAUUUCUAUGGCCACGGUACAUACGAUCAGCUUUGUCAAUUUCGUACAUUCGUAAAGUAUAUAUCUCAAGUUACUUCAGCAUGGAUAUUAGCGAUAGUUUCUGUUGAUCGAUGGAUUCGAACUCGAUUUCCAUUCAAAGCUGGUUCAAUGUGUACACCAAAGAAAGCUCUGAUCGCUGUUGCUGUAGUACUUGUGGUAAAUAUGGCUCUUUAUUCGCAUAUAUUAUUUCCUAUGUUUGGAACGCUAAUACCUGGUUUUUCACGUGCAGCAUGUGGACCUAAACUAAUUUAUACUUCGUACUCAGAAUUUUACUUAUUGCAAUGGGGUAUUAUUCAGAUUUUUACAGGUUGCUUAGUGCCAGCUAUUACAAUGUUUACAAUUCUCAUUGAUAUAUCUAUCAGUAUUCGUGUUCGUAAAAGAAUGAUAAUUCAACCAAUACACAUUUCUCGUGAAGAUAACAACAUGAAACGACAACAAGAUCUUCAAAAACAAAUGUUCAUUCUUAUGUUUGCAAGUAUUUGUAUUUUUCUGAUUACUUCUCUUCCGUUGGCUAUUUAUAAAAUAAUAUCAGUACGACAAGAAAAUCUAUCAUUGGCUGUUUUUCAUAUGGUUAUUAUUUUGACAGCUUUAACAUGGUUUCAAAGUCUUUUUUAUGCAGUCAAUUUUUAUUUUCAUUGUCUUGGUUCAACAUUAUUCCGUAAUGAAUUCAAAAAACAAUGCCAACGUAUAUGGAACACACGUCAAUCUCAAGAUAGAGUUAUGGAAAAUACAACUGCAAAUCAACGCAUUCAAACCCAUAUAGUGCCGACGAAAUAUUAA
Rotaria sp. Silwood2 is the source of this 1122-nucleotide messenger RNA. Lineage: Eukaryota; Metazoa; Rotifera; Eurotatoria; Philodinida; Philodinidae. The record is from the annotation of a GenBank genome assembly.